Suillus subalutaceus is the source of this 1683-nucleotide messenger RNA. RefSeq lists its product as uncharacterized. Bases 1 to 1683 code for a protein of 560 amino acids. The transcript is spliced from 10 exons. Lineage: Eukaryota; Fungi; Basidiomycota; Agaricomycetes; Boletales; Suillaceae. Gene Ontology annotation, molecular function: phosphotransferase activity, alcohol group as acceptor; kinase activity. Gene Ontology annotation, biological process: carbohydrate metabolic process. The record is from RefSeq and is a predicted model, not a curated record.
AUGGGAAGCAACACACCCUACUUCAUCGGUAUCGAUGUCGGCACUGGCUCUGCUCGUGCCUCUCUCGUCGCACAAAAUGGCGAGAUCAAAGCCUCCUCCACAAAGGACACCAUCACCUGGCGUGAUAAGCACGAUCACCGUAUCUUCGAGCAAUCAACGAACAAUAUCUGGGAGCAGAUCUGUACUGCAGUGAAGGAAGUCUUAAAGGAAUCUAACGUUCCCGCAACCGCAGUCAAGGGACUUGGCUUCGAUGCCACCUGCUCUCUCGCCGUGUCAGAUUUUGACGCGAAUCCGAUAACAGUGACCAAAGGAAAUGAUAUUGGAAAGAAUGGCGAUCGGAACAUCAUUCUGUGGGCAGACCAUCGCGCUGAGAAGGAGGCUGAACUCAUCAACUCCACUGGAUCCAUUGUCUUGAAUUAUGUUGGCGGAACCAUGAGUCUUGAGAUGGAGGUGCCCAAGAUUCUUUGGCUCAAGAAGCACAUGGAUCCUGCCCUGUUCGCCCGAUGCCAGUUCUUUGACCUUCCCGAUUUCUUCACAUACAAAGCAACUGGAGAUAGCACACGCUCCUAUUGCUGGCAGCCGGACUUCUUCAAUCGCAUUGGUCUCGGUGAACUCAUCGAUGAUGGCAACUGGAAGCAGAUGGGCACCGCCCACGGCCGAGUGCAGACUGCCGGAAGCCCAGUUGGUCAAGGCUUGUCUCGACAGGCAGCUCAAGAACUUGGACUUGUGGAAGGCACUGCUGUUGGAAGUGGUCUGAUCGACGCGUAUGCUGGCUGGAUGGGCACAGUUGCCGCUCGAUACACGGAGAAUGGUCAGCUCUCAGCUGUACUUCCCUCUCUCGACGAGUCUCGGCACCGUUUGGCCGCUGUUGCCGGAACUAGCACCUGUCAUAUUGUUCAGAGUCGAGAAGGUGUCUUUGUAAAGGGUGUAUGGGGCCCAUACAAGGAUGCAGCAUUUCCUGGUUGGUGGAUGAAUGAAGGGGGCCAGUCGUCCACGGGACAGCUUAUCGACUUCGUCAUCACCACUCAUAUCGCGUAUCCUGAACUCAAAGAACGUGCAAAGCAAGAGGGAAAGGCUAUUCAUACUGUCUUGCUGGACGUCCUCGAAAAAUUGCGCCACGAGAAUCACGUUGAUACCUACACGGAGCUUACGAAGCAUAUACAUUUCUAUCCCGAUUUCCAUGGAAACAGGUCUCCGAUUGCCGACCCUCGAAUGAGAGGCUCCAUUGUUGGUCUUGAGCUGGAAUCAUCCAUCGCCGACCUUGCUCGCAAGUACUACCUUACCCUCGAGGCUAUCGCACUUCAAACACGCCACAUUGUCGAGGCUCUCAACACGGCAGGGCAUGACAUCACGUCUCUGUAUAUGUCCGGUGGACAGGCAAAGAAUGUGGUAAUGAUGCAGCUCUUUGCGGACACGUGUGACAUCCCCGUGGUCCUGCCCAAGUCCCAUUCCGAGGCGGUUGUUCUCGGUGCAGCGAUGUUGGGCAGGAUCGCAGCCGAAGGUGUCAAGGUCGGAGAAGACAUGUGGAAGAUCAUGGUCGAAAUGACGCCUGCUGGUACCCUCGUGGCCCCCGGCGCUUCGCCGAAAGUGAAGAAGCUGUUAGAUGCCAAAUACAAGAUAUUCCGAGAGACGAUUGAUAUCCAGAAUCGGUGGAGACAGGAGAUCGAAGAAGCUAGCUGUUGA